This is a messenger RNA of Drosophila teissieri, 822 nucleotides long. RefSeq lists its product as uncharacterized. Lineage: Eukaryota; Metazoa; Arthropoda; Insecta; Diptera; Drosophilidae. The transcript is spliced from 2 exons. The record is from RefSeq and is a predicted model, not a curated record. The coding region runs from base 92 to 805 and encodes 237 amino acids. Gene Ontology annotation, biological process: ubiquitin-dependent protein catabolic process. Gene Ontology annotation, molecular function: ubiquitin-like protein conjugating enzyme binding; ubiquitin protein ligase activity. Gene Ontology annotation, cellular component: endoplasmic reticulum.
UGACUCGGUUGUCACAAGUUUGCCAGGCACAAUAAUAUACUUAUCUAAGCUGAAACAUUGGUUUUAAAGCUAAAAAAAAAUUCAAUUUAUUAUGGAGGCUGUUGAUCGAGUAAAUAAUCAACCAAAUCAUGGCGAUAUAAAUGAAGAAAUGCCAGCGAAUGGAGCUGCCGAGAAUCCUAAUCAAGGUGAGGUGACUUCAAAGGGUGCAGCAGACUUGUUCAACGCAAAAGUCAAUCAGCAACAGCAGCAGAAAAAAAGUGGCAAAGAUGCCAAAGGGAUCCACUUGCGUAUAAGUGUCCGUCGUCGUCGCAGGAAUUCGCAUCUGGAUCCCUAUUUGUGCAAUGAGUGCCACCAGUAUGUGCGUGGUGGUGUGGUCACCAUCUGUGGCCAUCUGUUUUGCUGGACUUGCCUGUGGCCCAAACUAAGUGGCACUCCAAUGCCGAGAUGCCCAUUCUGUCUACGCCAUUUGGUCAUGUACGAGGACAUCGUGCCCUUCCAUGGAGAGGGACCCCAUGCCCAUCAGAAGGACAGCAAUGUGCCGGCCCAGCCGGGCUCAGUGCCUCGUCCAACUGGACUGUACCUCUACGACUCGGAGUUUCCCAGCUGGUUCACGGUCAACGAUUCCAAGGAUGGGACCCCAUCGGGUUUCCGUGAAGCUAGCAAGGAGAGAGAUCUCUUCUGCGUGCUCAGGCUUCUGCCAAUGCUGUACCCUAAGAUCGGAGCUCAGAUUGGUUUUCUCAGAUGGUUCCAGUUGGGAUGCGUGUUGACCAUAUUCCUGGUGUGGUCCGCAAUGUCACUGACCUAAGUAAGAGUGGUUUGUGC